CGGGCCGGUGACGCGGCCCCGGAAGGCGCUGCCGUCACUUCCCCGGCCGCCAUCUUGUCGGGGCUGAGGCAGCGCCCGCCGGCCCCGCUCCGUGUGCGCGGCCCGCCCGCCCCAGCCCGCCCCGCCAUGGCCAACAACAGCCCCGCGGUCGCCAACUGCCAGGGGCAGCAGGCGGCCCAGCACCCGCCCGGCGCCGUCCCGCCCGCGCAGCAGCCGCUGCAGGGCGGGGGCCCCAAGCCGGCGGCCUCGGGCAAGCCGGGCAACGUGCUGCCGCUGUGGGGCAACGAGAAGACCAUGAACCUGAACCCCAUGAUUCUCACCAACAUCCUCUCGUCGCCCUACUUCAAGGUGCAGCUCUACGAGCUCAAGACCUACCACGAAGUUGUGGACGAGAUCUAUUUCAAGGAUUGAAUCAGUUUUGCAGCGAGGCUUCCAUCAAGCCAGUCUCCCAGGUAGAGGUAUGCAUAAUUAAUGCUCAUCAACACAGCCACUUUCUUUGUUCUGAUAACGAGACCAAAAUUUAGAUAACUUAAGAUUGAAUAAUUCAGCUAUCUUUAGCCAUCUGUACUUUGGUGGUUAUUCGGAUAUUUUUCUCAGGUGAAUUCAUUUUGCUUGAUAAUGUUACCGUGUCAGCAGGUUUCAGUGUAUUUGAAAUAAAAAAAAAAAGUAAUGGUAGCCUUUUUGUUUCGUUUGACCAAGGCAAGUCAAGUUACUUAGGGCACUGUAAUUACAAAAAGUAACUCCGCCGCAGUAUUUUUGAGAUUUUUGGCAGUUUGGGCUUAUCUUCGCUACUGUUUUUUUCACUUAAUGAUAGCCCUUGUCUGCCUGUUCUCUGUCAUUUGAAGCUGAUUAUUUAUUUCUCCUAGUACUUAGAGUAACAGAGAUUGUUGGCAAAGCAUCUCUCCCGUUGCUGCAUGUGAGAGAGACUGACUAUCUGAAUGGAAAGUAGCAGACUUUAUUUAUGCAAGUGAUGGCUAGAGCUGGAAAAUUUAUAAAAGAAACAUAUUUCCAGAAAAUCUGAGAGCAUACUCAUUUUAAGUGGACCUUUUCAGAUGUAGUAAAAAAUAUUUGAUGGGCUCUAUUGUCUUUGUAUUAGUAGAGCUCAGCUGCAGCAUGUCAGAUAUUUGUGUUACUCGUCUUACUGUUUCAUUUCACAAGUGGCCUAAUGUUAAAUUGGAGGAAAAUUUUGUCAUGCCAUUAAAAAUCUGAUUUUUAAUCCUGUGCAAAUAAAGUUUGCUUACUGAACUUGUCAGUUACUCUGACUCAAAACUACAGGCUAGAUAAAGAGAAAACUCAGUCUCUUACUCACUCGUGAGUAAUGGGUGUGGGGGAGAUGGUUAAGGUGUUUCAUUGAUAUUAAGAAGAUUUGAAUUUUCUUCAUGUUUUAAGAUUUCUGAAUGA
Molecule: messenger RNA, 1401 nt
Organism: Corapipo altera (White-ruffed manakin)
Lineage: Eukaryota; Metazoa; Chordata; Aves; Passeriformes; Pipridae
Product: pre-mRNA-splicing factor 38B-like
Exons: 2
Coding region: 127-411 (94 amino acids)
Cellular component (GO): precatalytic spliceosome
Source: RefSeq, a predicted model, not a curated record